CAGAAUCACAGUCUCGGCCAUCAUCGCAUUCACAGUUGCGGGAGUUGAAGAGCUGCGGCGAGCUGCGGUUUCCAAAUUCUUAAAAUAUCCACGAUACUCUAUUUACAUGUAGUUUCAUCACAUUUGGGAUUUUCACUCCUUAUUUCAAGUUGAAGAGCGCACCCUUUUCUUAAAACUCCUUCAACUAAGAUGUUUGUCGACCAUGCAUUAUUGCAAAUCUCAUCUCACUUUCAUGUCUUCAUCCUCUGGCUGUCCAUGACAUCCCCACUCUUUCUGAACUGUGUACGUUCAGAUUCAGUCUUCAUUUCCAGUAGUGACUAUACUGCUGGAGCGUAUGGCGCCGGACCAUAUCAGACCUUCUUCACAUCCAAUGCUACACCAGUCGCAUUCAACUUCGUACAAGCUUUGAAUAAGUCCACAAAUUCCCUCAGCUCUGGCUACUUAUUCACUUCCCCUCGUGGAACUAGCACGGUGCAACCCAGUGCAUCUAUAUUCGAUAAUAACGGCCAUCUCAUUUGGGAUGGAUCUGCAUGGGGAGAGACACUAGUAUUUCAGGUUGAAACCUACCUCGGAGAGCCUCACAUCCUAGUUUGGUUGGGUGAUAUCCUUGGUACUGGAAUCGGAAGUGGGUACUUGAAUUUGCUGAACAGCAAAUAUGAACGUGUUGCCAGAUACACGACAAACCUUACAGGAAUCACAGGUUCUACGUAUGCAGAUUUUCAUGAGGCUAGAAUCACAACUAAUAAUACUGGACUUAUGACCGCAUACUAUACGCGCGAAUAUGACCUAUCGCCUUACGGGGGUCCUUCAUCUGGGUAUCUUUUUGAUAGUGUUUUCCAAGAGCUUAACAUUACCAGCGGAGAGACCUUAUUUACUUGGUAUGCUAGUGACCACGUCGAUCCUAGCGAAUGCUAUAAUGCUAUAGGGACAGGAGGUGGAUCUACUGACGAAGCAUGGGAUUACUUUCAUAUCAAUGCCAUUGAAAAGACAGACGACGGAGACUACCUCAUCUCAUCUCGACAUUGCUUCACCAUCUACUAUCUCAAUGGGAGCAAUGGCGAAAUCAUAUGGAAGAUGGGCAGCGCGAACAGUAGCUUUGCGAUGGGGGAUGGUGCUAAUUACAGCUGGCAGCAUCACGCUCGAUGGGUUAACAAGAACGAUACUUAUGCGACUAUGACAAUCUUCGACAACGGAGGAGAAUAUGGGGAGUAUGACGAAUCAUCUUCGCGGGGACUAUAUCUUGCGCUCAACUUCACAAGCAUGACUGUCGAGUUGUUACAGGAUUUCAUCCCGUAUAAUUACACGGUUUCAGAAAGCCAGGGUAGCGUCCAAUUACAACCCAACGGGAAUUUCCUCGUAGGAUGGGGAUUUAUGCCUUGGUACUCUGAAUACUCUUCAACAGGCGAACUCUUAUGGACUGCACAGUUUGGCGUGAUAGGUGGAAAUUAUAAUGAAGCCUAUCGCAUGCUUCGCUUCAAUUGGACGGGAGAACCUACCGAUCCGCCUUCCUUGCAGCUGGUUCAGUCGUCCUCCAGCAACCUGACCACCGUCCACGUCUCUUGGAACGGGGAUACUCGUACAGAAAAAUGGGAGUUGAUCGGAGCAUCCGAUUCCUCUGGCUCCGACGCGUUAUCGUUGUAUAACCAGACACGUAGCGGAUUCGAGACAACAUUUACCUUCAAUACAGCUACCAACUCGUACGACUUCUAUGCUGUAAGGGCUAUUUCUUCCGAUAACACGCAUUUGGGAACUAGUAAUUUCACUAGCAGUGGAAAUGGGGCUGUAGCUCUAGUUAUUGGGGCUUGGAGAGCAAUGAUGAUUGUCAUAAUCAUUUAUUCACUCCAAGUAAUUUAAAGCUGCUCGAAGUAUAUGGUUAACAAAAAAUCAUAGCAACUACUACUGUGUUUGGUAACAACGAGAGUAGAUUUCCGCAAACGUAAAAAUACAUAGGAAAACCUUCUUUCAGUUUGUAGCACAUGAUAUCGACUGAAGGAAUUCAAA
This is a messenger RNA of Lentinula edodes (shiitake mushroom), 2001 nucleotides long. RefSeq names its product ASST-domain-containing protein. Lineage: Eukaryota; Fungi; Basidiomycota; Agaricomycetes; Agaricales; Omphalotaceae. The record is from RefSeq and is a predicted model, not a curated record. The transcript has 10 exons. Bases 190 to 1854 code for a protein of 554 amino acids.